Messenger RNA from Teleopsis dalmanni, 532 nucleotides. Its product is annotated as RING-box protein 1-like. The transcript has 3 exons. The record is from RefSeq and is a predicted model, not a curated record. Lineage: Eukaryota; Metazoa; Arthropoda; Insecta; Diptera; Diopsidae. The coding region runs from base 99 to 413 and encodes 104 amino acids. Gene Ontology annotation, cellular component: nucleus; cullin-RING ubiquitin ligase complex. Gene Ontology annotation, biological process: ubiquitin-dependent protein catabolic process; protein ubiquitination. Gene Ontology annotation, molecular function: ubiquitin protein ligase activity; zinc ion binding; cullin family protein binding.
CUUUAGUAAGUUCUGAAAUUUGCUCUUGAAACAAAGGUCUUGAGUUACAAAGAUUGGAGAAGUACAAAUUGAAUAAUACUUGUGUGUGUCCUCUUAAAAUGGACAAAGAAGUUCCUUCCACAUCCAAGGCUUCAUGCCCAGAAAAACGUUUGGAAAUAACAAAGUGGGAUGCUAUGGCUACUUGGACCUGGGAUAUAGCAGUGGACAAUUGUGCCAUUUGUCGUAAUAAUAUUAUGAAGCACUGUAUUGAAUGCCAAGCUUCCCAGGGACAAGAACCAAAUGGGGAAUGUAGUUCUGCAUUGGGUGUAUGUAACCAUGUCUUUCAUUUUCACUGCAUUUCCCGCUGGCUGAAAACUCGUAACGUAUGCCCACUUGAUAAUACUCCGUGGGACUACCAGAGUAUGGGAUCAUAAGGGUUUUUGCAGUUGAUUGCAUAUAGUUACAUAUAAGCUUAUAAAAUACAUUUAUUAUAUAUUUUUAAAUGCUUUUAAUGCGAUGAAAGCACUUAAUAGUGCAUAGUUUCAUAAUUAAA